AUGAGUCGCUUACCCUCAGUAUCCAGCCUCAUGUCCCCCCCAGAGUCUAAACCUUUCGAAUCCUUUAAUCCUACAUUUUCUCCUUACAAGAUGUCGCAGGAUCCAUCUUUUAACAAUGAAAUGAAACUCGCUCCUAUUUCUGUUGACAGAAAGCGAACACAGUCAGAAAUGGAUCUGCCAUCGCCACCUGUUACUCCGUAUACGGGGAACAAGAAAAGGAAGUCAAUCGUCUCGGACCAGCACGACGGCGAUGGCCUCAAUGGAUCCUCGAGAGAUCCUGUCCUUUUUCCACGGCAUGAAUCUAUUCCUGAUAUCGCCACUGAUGAGCCAUUAUUUGGCCCCAUGCUUCCAUCCUCCGCAGAGGCCUUAGUUGAACAGCAUAUUAAUUCCCACAUGGCGAGGUUUGAACAUAAAGUCAAUAAACCCACACGCGAUGAAUAUCUUUUGGCUCUUUCGUGUGUGCCGAUCGUAUCAGCCCAAUAUAAUCGCAACCCGGUCGCCUGGGCUAGGGAAGAAAGGGAAACACUGGAGCGUCAGUUGCUAAUGAUGAAUCGACGACGCCCCCAGAGUUUAGAUGGGAAACUGAAAAAAAUUGCACCAGCGCCGACGAAAAGGGUGGUUCCUGCUCAACCCCGUAUGCAGCGGAUCCCCAGAACGAAGCGCACACCAAAGUCCACCCCAAAGCAAAAGCCUCUGGAUUCGUUUGACAUUCACACACCGAAUUCCAGGCCACCUCGUGCCAUAGGCACCAAUAGGGAUGACACUGAUUUUAACUCCAUUAAGGAUUACUCGCCAUCACUAGAGACUCUUGGUGGUAAUGCCAAAGCACUAAAGGCAGAUUGGAAAGGUCAGAUGCUAGACCUUAGUAAUGAUCCAGACAAACACCUGCUUAGCUCUGCCGAGCUCAAUCUAGCAGCUACACUGAGGCUUUCUUGUGCGACCUAUCUAUGCAGCAAGCGCCGCAUUUUUGAGGCACGUGUUAAAGCCUUGAACGUUGGCAAAGAAUUCCGCAAGACGGAUGCCCAGCAGGCCUGCAAAAUCGAUGUGAACAAAGCAAGCAAACUCUGGACAGCUUACGAGCGUGUCGGCUUGUUCAAGCCUGAACACUUUCGCGAGUACCUCAAGUGA
Messenger RNA from Aspergillus ochraceoroseus IBT 24754, 1128 nucleotides. Its product is annotated as SWIRM domain-containing protein. Gene Ontology annotation, molecular function: chromatin binding; protein binding; transcription coactivator activity. NCBI's taxonomy places the organism in Eukaryota, Fungi, Ascomycota, Eurotiomycetes, Eurotiales, Aspergillaceae. Gene Ontology annotation, biological process: chromatin remodeling; regulation of transcription by RNA polymerase II. Gene Ontology annotation, cellular component: SAGA-type complex; nucleus. The coding region runs from base 1 to 1128 and encodes 375 amino acids. The transcript has a single exon. The record is from RefSeq and is a predicted model, not a curated record.